Messenger RNA from Echinops telfairi (small Madagascar hedgehog), 1719 nucleotides. RefSeq names its product L-threonine 3-dehydrogenase, mitochondrial. Bases 88 to 1209 code for a protein of 373 amino acids. Gene Ontology annotation, molecular function: L-threonine 3-dehydrogenase activity. The record is from RefSeq and is a predicted model, not a curated record. The transcript has 9 exons. Gene Ontology annotation, biological process: L-threonine catabolic process. NCBI's taxonomy places the organism in Eukaryota, Metazoa, Chordata, Mammalia, Afrosoricida, Tenrecidae.
GAUGCGCUAGGUCCUGUUUCUCCCAGACUCCAGCGCUGCCUUCACAGCACCUCCGAGCCGCCGCGUGGGAAGAGUAUUUGAAAGAAAAUGCCAGUUAUUCGGACACUAAGCCAGGCCGUGGGCCGGAUGCUGCCGAAACCAGCUUGUGGCUGCCGGACAUCGGCGGUGCCCGUCAGGUUCCUGGGCUCUUCCCCUCGGCAAAUCCCAGCUGACGCCAACUUCCACUCUAUCACUUUCUCGGAGACAGACCAUCCGCGAGUCUUAAUCACAGGGGGUCUUGGCCAACUUGGAGUGGGGCUUGCGAACCUUUUGAGGAAGCGAUUUGGAAAGGACAAUGUGAUCUUGUCUGAUAUAAGGAAGCCCCCCAACCACAUCUUCCACAGUGGUCCGUUCAUUUAUUCCGAUAUCCUGGACUACAAGAACCUGCGCGAGAUAGUGGUGAACAACCGUAUCACCUGGUUGUUUCACUAUAGCGCUUUGCUCAGUGCCGUUGGAGAAGCGAACGUGUCUCUGGCGAGAGCAGUAAACAUAACUGGACUGCACAACGUGCUGGAUAUUGCAACCGAGCACGGCCUGCGCUUGUUUGUGCCUAGUACCAUUGGCGCCUUCGGACCGACUUCUCCCCGGGACCCGACCCCUGAUCUCUGUAUCCAGAGACCCAGGACCAUCUAUGGUGUGUCCAAGGUUCACGCGGAGCUCAUGGGAGAGUACUAUUAUUAUCGAUAUGGGUUAGAUUUCCGAUGCCUGAGAUAUCCCGGAAUCAUUUCAGCAGACUCCCAACCUGGAGGAGGAACAACUGAUUACGCGGUCCAGAUUUUCCACAGCGCUGCUAAGAAUGGCAGGUUUGAGUGCAACCUGAAACCUAGCACAAAGCUCCCAAUGAUGUACAUUGACGACUGUCUCAGGGCCACCCUGGAGGUCAUGGAGGCCCCAGCAAAGUCUCUCUCCAUGAGGACUUACAACAUAAACGCCAUGAGCUUCACCCCGAAGGAGCUGGCCCAGGAGGUUCUGAAGCACGUGCCGGAGUUCCAGAUCACAUACAACGUGGAUUCUGUCCGGCAGGCCAUAGCGGAUAGUUGGCCCAUGAACUUUGAUGACAGCAAUGCUCGGAAGGACUGGGGAUGGAAACACGAUUUUGAUCUUCCGGAGUUGGUGACGACGAUGUUGAACUUACAUGGCUCUGGCGCUCGAGUUGCCCAGGCUAACUGACAGUGUUUCGAGGAAGAAGGCCCGUGUCCUGGACAGCUGUCCAGGGCAAAUUUUAAAGCCAAUUAUGUUGUAGAUGCCAAGGAACUAAAGUUAAAUGAUUGGACUAAACUUGGGCGGUUCAUAUUGAACUGCUAAGUAGAGAACGAGGCUGUUGGUAACCACUUAAAAAAAAAAAAAAGCUUUAAAGUUUGGUGGCAAGACUUUGAAAUCUUUUAAAAAAUUUCCCCAAAGCACUAAUAACCAAAUUCCAUUUCUUUCAUUAAGAUUUAAGUUACCAUUUGGGAGAAGGUGAAAGUAUGUGAUGUUCGUGUUUAAUUAAAUGUAAUUCAAUGAGACUCUUAAGACUUUAUUGUUCUCUUGACUAGAGGCCAAAGAUGAUAUGUUAAGGACUCUCCGAGACAAUCUCCUAAUUUAAAAAUGUUCUUUACUGUUCAAUCGGAGCAUGAAAGAUUGCUUGCUGUAUUGCGUUCCAUGCUCAUCACGUUCAAACGAUUUUAGCACCUCUUGCUU